AUGCCUUCUUCCUUUGCCCGAAUUCAUAAGCGCCAUGCCUACAGCAAAGAAGCUCACACUUAUUACCCAGUCCUGAUAGUAGGUGCUGGACCGUCGGGGGUGGCCAUGGGAUGCCGUCUCAAAGAGGUCCUGGGAACAGACCAGUUCCGAAUUUUCGAUCGUCAGUCCGGUAUUGGGGGUACCUGGUGGAUAAAUAGGUAUCCAGGAGCUGCCUGUGACAUGUAG
Molecule: messenger RNA, 225 nt
Organism: Penicillium digitatum Pd1
Lineage: Eukaryota; Fungi; Ascomycota; Eurotiomycetes; Eurotiales; Aspergillaceae
Source: RefSeq, a predicted model, not a curated record